Molecule: messenger RNA, 1039 nt
Organism: Amaranthus tricolor (Joseph's coat)
Lineage: Eukaryota; Viridiplantae; Streptophyta; Magnoliopsida; Caryophyllales; Amaranthaceae
Exons: 3
Coding region: 87-665 (192 amino acids)
Source: RefSeq, a predicted model, not a curated record
UUCAAUUUCUUAAAAUUAUUAUCUAAACGAAAUUUAAAAAAUUCUUUAAAGAGAGAAAAAGAGGGUCCAAAAACUUGUUUAAAAAUAUGGCAGGGAGAAAUGGUGCUUUGGUACCUGUUGUUGCUAUUCUUUUUGGUGCAUUAGCAGUUCUUUUCACUUUUAUUGCUUAUGCCAAAAGGAUUAAGCCUGAAGAUGUUAGUUGGAACGUAGACGACGGUUCAUGUGUGUAUCCAAGAAGUCCAGCAAGUGUCUUGUGUGUGUUCGCAGCAAUAUUUCUUUUCACUGCUCAGAUUAUAAUCAGUGUUGGUGCUAACUGCUUUCGGCGUACUACUAUUCCUUCACUUAUUCUAUUCGUCUUGUCCUGGGUUUCAUUUUUUAAAGCAUUUGUACAAUUCAUAGGCACAGCUAUUCUAAACAACAGCAACUAUUUAUCACGUAAACAUUCAACAACCUGCUAUGUUGAAAAGAGAAGGUUUUUCUUUGCGGCAGCUAUUUGGUGUAUAAUUACACUAAUUUUAAGCCUAAGUUCUUACGCUUUCUAUGCGUGUACUUCUGAGGCUCAACAUAGAAAUGUUAAUCUACAAAGAACUGCUGAUUCUGACGUUGGUGUUGCAAUGGGACAACCUCAUAUGCGUCAUAUGCAAAUGUCAAAGGACCAAUGUUGAUAUCAAUAUGUAAUGCAUUUAUGUUGGUUGGUGAAAAUUAAAACCAAUUAAUAUUAUUAUACGUAUAAAAGUAAAAUGAUAUGCUUAUAUUUUAAGUUUACGAUUUUAAAAUAAAUAUGUAAAUAUGUUUCUCACACACUGAAUUUGUACUAUAAUUUUAAAAUUGUAGUAAUUAUUUAUAAAUUUAUAAUAGUUAUUCACCUAAUGACCCAUCCAGCUUAGUGAUGUAAAGAGUUUAACUUACAAUUAAACAUGAGUGACGGGUCAAGGGCCUAUAGAAAUUUAAAUUUGACUCUUAAAUGUAUAACCUUUAAAUAAGUCAAACUUUAAACGAACUCUUUGUUUAUAUAAAUAAAGCGGGUUAAUAUGGGAUC